AUGAGCAAUUUCAUCGGUCACAUCACUUCUACUUUUCUGAUGGGUGAGGCCUUUGUGGAAAAUUUCCCUAAUCUCUCGGAAGAUCUUGGAAGAAUCGACGAUUGCUUUGUGACACUAUUCGCCGGGACUCCUCGUCGGAUCCCGCAUCCAGCGGCUUCAGCAGGACAUGCGGCUAGCGAUCGGCUACGCCAUAUCUUUUCGAUCUUUCAUCGGGCUUUUACUGCUUGGGACGACGGGAUUGACGCCGGCAUCGAACUGCGUGAUCUUGACGAUGUGUCUGAACUGGUCAAAGAUAGGAUGCGGACUUUCCGAAAAUUGGAACUAUCGUCAGGUGCCAGUGCAGCAGGGCACUUGUCUCUGUAUUAUGAUCUGAUUGAGCACACGACCAAUAUCACUUUUUGGACAAUUACUCAUCUCUUUGCCGAACCUUCCCUUCUCGAUCAAGUCCGCAAGGAGAUCACCUCUUACGUGGUGGCUUCUAGACCAAGUCGCGAGGAGACAGGUUUCCCCUUCGAUGAACCUCCUCGUCUCUCUCUGGAUAUUGAAAAGGUGCUCACAUCUUGCCCGCUGUUCAAAGCGUGUUACUACGAGACUGUACGUCUUCAUUCAGCAGGAAUUUCAUUCAAGAAGCUGGCGUCGGAUCUGAUACUUUCCGAGUCGGCAGAAGAAGCCGCCUAUGGUCUGACGGAGCCCCGUACAUACAAGAUUGCAAAGGGCGAGGAUAUCAUUGUACCCCAUGGUGCUUAUCACCACGAUGCUCGAUACUUCUCAAACCCGGAGCAGUAUGAUCCCCUACGAUUUCUCGUGACUGACCCUGUAACGGGAAAACAACGGGCUGAUCCAAGUAUCCUCGCUCCCUUUGCGGACGGGUUGUAUGGGUCAACAAACAAUGGAUUUACCGAGAGAGCCAUCUUGACUUUCACUGCUGGCAUUGUGGCCUUGUGGGAUAUUGAGCCUACAAGUGGUGAAUUCCUCUCAGUUCCAAGGCACAAGACUAGCUGGGGGGCUUUCCGACCGACCAAGGAGCUGCGGGUGAAGAUGAAGUUGAGGAUAUAG
Penicillium mononematosum is the source of this 1056-nucleotide messenger RNA. RefSeq lists its product as uncharacterized. Gene Ontology annotation, molecular function: monooxygenase activity; oxidoreductase activity, acting on paired donors, with incorporation or reduction of molecular oxygen; heme binding. The record is from RefSeq and is a predicted model, not a curated record. NCBI's taxonomy places the organism in Eukaryota, Fungi, Ascomycota, Eurotiomycetes, Eurotiales, Aspergillaceae. The transcript has a single exon. The coding region runs from base 1 to 1056 and encodes 351 amino acids.